Osmerus eperlanus (European smelt) is the source of this 3063-nucleotide messenger RNA. It is a transcript of the gene gsap, whose product is annotated as gamma-secretase activating protein. Lineage: Eukaryota; Metazoa; Chordata; Actinopteri; Osmeriformes; Osmeridae. Gene Ontology annotation, cellular component: trans-Golgi network. Gene Ontology annotation, biological process: positive regulation of amyloid-beta formation. The record is from RefSeq and is a predicted model, not a curated record. The transcript has 26 exons. Bases 367 to 2676 code for a protein of 769 amino acids.
AGGGUGGGCUUGGGCCACUGAAGAGCUGGCGACAUGAGCAGAACACGGUUGGUGUGUGAAAUUGAGUGACAGGCUGAAUGCAAAGAAACAGGCUAUGACAAUCAUUUCUCAAAGUUUUGCAGUCUGUUUUGGGAAUGCACAAUUCAAGACGGUCACAUUGUUUACGACUUUCACAUGACGAUGUCUGCUGGAAUAUGCAGUUUAACAGCAAGCUGUCACGUGGGAUGUUACCUGUUGGUUGAACUAUAUGAACUGUAUUGGUUUCGACAAUGAAAACGGUGGCUGCUUGAAGAACAAUAUCCACUGUUUAGUACAAUUCUUCAAAAACAAGGAAGUUGGGGCGCGCCGCAAGCUAAAUCUCCACUCAUGCUGAAUGUAAGCGCAACGUUCGAUCUUCAGAAGAAUGUCGUGUCCAAUAUAUUCAAAAAAGAAGCUUCUGUGGGACGAUUCGAAGAGUACUCAAGAGCAGUGGACACGCAGAUCAUCAACAUCGAAAGGGAUGGAGGGGUCCUUUACUCCUGGAAAGGAGCGACAGGGACGACUCAGAUUGGCAAAUAUGAUCCCACUACCAAACACAAUAAGCUCCUCUACACAUUCGACAAGCAGGUGUGUGUGAGCAGCUGUUCCCUGAACCAGGAGGAGACACUGCUCGCUGUCAGUCUGGUACAGAGGACGAGAGCUGAAGAACGACUCAAACCAGUGUCCAAAUGCCUGACCCUCCUGAUAGAGAUCCAUCCCAUAAACAACACCAAGGUGCUGAAGGCCGUGGACUGUAAGAUCAGAGUGCAGUUCCUGUAUCCGGAGACAAACAGGAGCUCAGUCCUGGAGAGUCAUCUUCUGCUCCUGGCUGAUGAGGGAUAUGUGGAGCAGUACCAUGUGAUGCUGAGCAAGCAGGAAGGCUACAGAGUGGUGAUGUGUAACUUCGAGCGCAUGGCCAAGGACAGAGUAGUAGAGGACUUCAUGUGGACCCAGUGGGACGCCCACACUCAGAGACUGUUCUACCUCACCUACAGGGACAAAGCGGUGUUGGUGUGUGUGCAGUUUUACCCUAACCACAACUGUGAGACUGUGUUUGAGCUGGCUCUGGAUCUGCCCUCCAACCCCAUCACCUCCCUGAGGUUUAUCAACCUUGGCUUUGACCACUACCUGGAGGAGGAGCCUGUACAGUGUGAUCCAAUCAGGAUGGCUGUUUUCACCAACACAAUAGGCAGCAUGUGUGUGUGCUACAGCCAGCAGAUCACUCCACAUCAGGCCAGCUGCAGCUACACCAUCGUCCUGGUUCAUAAAGGCUGCAGUAAGACUUUCACUGUAGCGCUAGAUGGUGACAUCUCUCCUCACACUAGAGACCUCCAUCCUCUCUUCCUCCCCCUGGGCUACUACAUCCUGGUUUACCUGCCGGGUCACUUCCUGCAUUGCAUCAACAGCAGACAGCAGGAGUUUCUCUGCCACAGCCUCUUCCUGUCAGGUCCAGAGUCAGACCUGGGCCUGCCAGCAGAGGGCACUGUGGUGUUCUGUCUCCCAGACUCUACCUCUCUGUUGGACCUGGCUGCAGGCAGAAUGUUCUCCCUAGUCAUCAGCUCUGAGUUCCUGCUCCAGCUCCUCCAAACACCAGGCCCCAGCCGGCCUGACAACCAGCGCCUGGCCGUCAUGCACUGCCUGCUGGUCUACCUGGGGCCCAAUCCUGCCCUGGAGCAGAGGAUCAUAGACUGGAUCUGUGACAACAUCAUGCCGUUCCACACCUUUGAUCAGAUCCAGGAGUUUGUUCUGGGUGAGAGGAAACACACACACACACACACCGCAGCCCAUCCACUCACUCUCCACCUCGCUCUUCUCUCCCCUCCAGAUAAGAAGCUGGUUCCCCUGUUUCAGGAGGAGGACCACCAGCAGAGGGUGCUUAUAGGCCAGAUGGUGGACAAGCUGAGAGAGCACCUGAAUAGACACCUGCCUCGACUGGGGAAAAAGAGGAUCGAUUUACUGGUGGUGAACUACGUGGCGAAGCUGUUGGAGCUGAUCAGAUACAUGCUGGAGUCCGUGUGGCUGAAGUACAGACUGGCCCCGUGUGUGAUGUGCUUGAACAAGCCAGGCAGUCCUGCAGAGUGGACAGUGUUUCACGUGAUGUGUCGGAUCCUGGAGGCUACCAAGAGUCUCUGUCUACCUCUCCCUCCUGGGUAUCACACUCUGUUGGCAGUGUUAGGGGUGCGUUGUCUUCCUCGUCACAUUUUCCUGCAGUACGUAGACCAGGGUCUGCUACAGCUCACUGAGACCUUCGUAUCGCGCCUCAUGACAGAUCUAGACAACAGUCAUUCCAACGAGCAGCUCAAGUUCAGCAUUCUCAAGCGUCUCCCUGAGCCGAUGGAGCAGAGAAUCUGCCAUCUGUGGGACCACCCAGUUAGCUCCGCCUGCAUCUCCCGGGGCUACGUGAGCAGCCUGCUGAAGAAACAAGCCAACACCAAGAGAUCCCAGUUGAACCGGCAGGCCGGUUCAACCGGUCUGAACCCAGGCAGGCCUGGGUUCAGACCUGACUUCCUGCCUCUCACCUACCUGACCAACACUCUGGCUGAUCUGGAGGAGGAAGCUCUGAACCCUUUUGAGGAGCAGGAGAACGUGGAUGCCAGGUUCGUGGAGGAGACUGCUCUGAAGCAGACACUAAUACUACUGGGCUUUGAGGUCAAGUGAAGACACACACACACACACACUCCAACACCAACACACCAACACACAUCUAAGGCACAAUGGGGUCUGGUCCGGCUUGUCAUGAUGGAUUUACUGGACUGCAUGGUAUUUCCGUUCUUAUAUUGAACCUGAUGUGUAUGAGUCAUGACUAUGACCAUGAUUAACUCUGGUUAAUCCCAAAAUUAAAUGUAUUGCUCAUAAUUCAGUAACAUGAGGUUUAGUUUCAGGAAUAUCUCUGUGUCAUUCUAUGAAUGUGGGGGUGUACUUAAUCAUAGAAAAGCAUACUGUGGAAAAGGGAUUUUGUAACAAGGGUUUUCAGGGAUUUACAUAAUCUUUUGUAAUCUUUAGUCUUCGCUGUUUUGCAUUUGUACUAUAAAUAAAUCAUCUUUA